Molecule: messenger RNA, 2211 nt
Organism: Abrus precatorius (Indian licorice)
Lineage: Eukaryota; Viridiplantae; Streptophyta; Magnoliopsida; Fabales; Fabaceae
Product: pentatricopeptide repeat-containing protein At2g21090-like
Exons: 1
Coding region: 469-2211 (580 amino acids)
Biological process (GO): RNA modification
Molecular function (GO): protein binding; RNA binding
Source: RefSeq, a predicted model, not a curated record
AACGCUCAGAGCCUCAUUAAGGUUACCGGACUUCGUCAAAACGCUUAAAAUCGCGUUAUAACUGAAAGUGUUCCUCUGUGGCAUAUGAUCAAACACCUUGCGUGCGUCCUCCACAGACCCGCAUUUUCCAUAAGCUUCAACGAGCCUGUUCUGAAUGAAGAUUUCAGAGGAAAACCGAGUCUUAAAAAUUCGAGCAUGAACACGACGCGCGUCAAUUCCUGACUUUGAACGAACGCAAGAGUCCAAUAGCUUCGCGAAAGGCGAAGAAUCGGGUAAAGAAAGGUCACUCACCAAUUUUUGAACGAACCCAUUUCUACCCAUUACAUAACCUUAUCGAAAAACCCUUAAUUUGAAGAGGGGGGGGGGGGGGGGGGGGGGGGUCGGUCCCAUUAACGAAACCUCGUACCCGUGUUGUCCCCUUUUAGUUGAUUCGCGCUUUGAGUUUGAUUCAGAGAACGCAACACGACCAUGCUCCCCAACGACGUCGUUUCCAUUGAAAACUGCUUCUCCCUAAUUUCAAAGUGUAUAACGAUUAGAAGGGUGACGCUUGGAAAUGCUGUGCACUGUCACCUUAUCAAAACCGCACUCUUCUUCGACGCUUUCCUCGCUAACGGUCUCAUCGGCGCGUAUUCCAAGUGCGGCUGCGCAGAAAGUGCACACAAGGUCUUUGAUGAUUUUCCCAACAAGACCACUCGUUCGUGGAACAUGCUAAUCUCGUUUUACUCAAAAAUGGGCGUUUUCGAUAAGGCUUAUAAAUUGUUCGAUAAAAUGCCUCAACGAAACCUCGUUAGCUAUAACUCGUUAAUUUCGGGUUUAACGGGCCACGGGCUUCAUAAGGAUUCGGUUAACCUCUUUCGGGUGAUGCAAAACAGUAUUAACGGUUUGAUGUUAGAUGGGUUCACGCUAGUCAGCAUAGUUGGGAACUGUGCUUGUUUAUGUAAUGUUAAAUGGUUGCGUCAGGUUCAAGGGGUGUCAGUUAUAUGUGGCAUGGAGUGGAAUGUGAUUCUCAACAACGCUUUGAUUGAUGCUUAUGGGAAAUGUGGCGAACCCAAUUUGUCGUUUGCUGUGUUUUGUUGGAUGCCAGAGAGAGAUGUUGUGUCUUGGACAUCAAUGGUUGUGGCUUACACUCGGGCUAGUAGAUUGGAUGAGGCUUGCAGGGUAUUUGAGGAUAUGCCGUUUAAGAACACGGUUUCUUGGACUGCUUUGAUCACGGGUUUUGUGAGAAAUGGGUGCUGUGGUGAAGCUUUGGAUAUUUUUCAGCAAAUGUUGGAAGAGGGAGUAAGGCCUAAUGCUCCAACUUUUGUGAGUGUUCUAGAUGCUUGUGCAGAGAAGGCUCUUAUAGGAAGAGGUAAACAGGUCCAUUGUCAAAUUAUUAGACGUAGCAAUAAUGGCAACUUGUUUAAUGUGCAUGUGUGGAAUGCUUUGAUUGACAUGUACGGUAAGUGUGGAGAUAUGAAAUCAGCUGAAACUUUGUUUGAGGUGGCUCCAAUGAGGGAUGUGGUGUCUUGGAAUACUUUAAUAACUGGGUUAGCACAGAAUGGUCAUGGGCAAGACUCGUUAGUUGUGUUUAGAAGAAUGAUAGAAGCCAAUAUAAAGCCCAAUCAUGUGACUUUUCUUGGGGUGCUAUCAGCUUGUAGCCAUGCAGGUUUGGUUAAUGAAGGGUUAGAAUUGGUGGAUUUGAUGGAAAGGCAAUAUGGAGUGAAGCCAAGAGCUGAUCACUAUGCUUUAUUAAUUGAUUUGUUAGGGAGGAAAAACAGGCUCAAAGAAGCAAUCAGCUUAAUUGAAAAAGUGCCGAUUGAAAAUAAGAAUCACAGUGCAAUAUGGGGUGCAGUCUUGGGUGCUUGUCGAGUUCAUGGGAACUUGGACAUUGCCAAAAGGGCUGCAGAAGCACUAUUUGAGUUAGAACCAGAAAAUACAGCAAGAUAUGUUAUGCUGUCUAACAUUUAUGCUGAAUCUGGCAGAUGGGGUGAUGCCAAUAGGAUUAGAAUGGUCAUGAAGGAGAGAGGUUUGAAGAAAGAAGCAGCUUUUAGUUGGAUUGAGUUGAGAAAUGGGAGACAUGAGUUUGUGGCCAAGGAUAAGCUUCAUCCACAGAUUGGAGAGAUAUAUGAAUUAAACAGUAAAUUAGUUCUUCAUUUGAAGGAUGCUGGAUAUCAACCUUACAUUAACUACCUUUUUCCUGAAGAGGAUGAUGAUUUCUACUCCACUCACUAG